Messenger RNA from Coregonus sp. 'balchen', 12649 nucleotides. Lineage: Eukaryota; Metazoa; Chordata; Actinopteri; Salmoniformes; Salmonidae. The record is from the annotation of a GenBank genome assembly.
AUGAUCCUCGGUGUUCCAGAGGACUCUGCAAGGGAAGGAAACCACAAGAACCAACGUGGAAGAAACUGUUCCAAGUGAAUCAUAUAGGACCUCUGGAAUGCCCUGGUCCGGCACCUCACUCUCAGUCAUCAUAUCUACUGUUAGAAUAUGAAUAAAGCCUCUAGUCUGAGCUCAACCUUGUCUGACCGUGUCCAUCAGUAGUGGGUGGAAAAUCUAUUCUCUCUUUUAUACCCAUGAAAACACAGCUCCACUUUCACUCCAUGUUGUAGUGAUUGAGAAGUUUAAAGACACUGGAAAUAGACUAGUGUCCUGUCCAGGGGCUGUACUGUACAUCAAGCUGCCUCAUGAUAAAGGAACAGGAGAUAGACUAGUGUCCUGUCCAGGGGGUGUACUGUACAUCAAGCUGCCUCAUGAUACAGAAACAGGAGAUAGACUAGUGUCCUGUCCAGGGGGUGUACUGUACAUCAAGCUGCCUCAUGAUAAAGGAACAGGAGAUAGACUAGUGUCCUGUCCAGGGGGUGUACUGUACAUCAAGCUGCCUCAUGAUACAGAAACAGGAGAUAGACUAGUGUCCUGUCCAGGGGGUGUACUGUACAUCAAGCUGCCUCAUGAUACAGGAACAGGAGAUAGACUAGUGUCCUGUCCAGGGGGUGUACUGUACAUCAAGCUGCCUCAUGAUACAGAAACAGGAGAUAGACUAGUGUCCUGUCCAGGGGGUGUACUGUACAUCAAGCUGCCUCACUACAGAAACAGGAAAUAGGCUCCUGCUCCAGUGGGGUUGCUGUUAUACUGUAUCAUGUGAUGUGUAGCUUUAAAUGCUCUUUACCGGCUGUUUCCUUGACCGUUUCCUUACAUGGUUACAUUUGUAUUCUGUGUGUGUGUGUGCAUGUUUGUGCAUGCAUAUAGACAUGUGUGGGUGUGUAUUGGAAGCCCCAUAAUUACAAAGCAAUGUGUGAGCACUGUUAAACACACCUCGUACUUCUGACUGGCAGGCAGGCCAAAUGGCAGGACCAGCCCCUCUCGGGAGGGUGGGAGGCAUUCCACAGGUCUGGUGUUCAGGAUCACACACACACACACACACACACACACACAGGACAACGCACACACACAUUUACAUUUUAGUCAUUUAGCAGACGCUCUUAUCCAGAGCGACUUACAGUUAGUGAGUGCAUACAUUUUUCAUACUGGCCCCCCGUGGGAAUCGAACCCACAACCCUGGCGUUGUAAGCGCCAUGCUCUACCAACUGAGCUACAGGAGGCCUAGACAACACACACACAGGAUCACAAACACACACAGGACAACACACACACAGGACAACACACUCACAGGACAACACACACACAGGACAACACACUCACGCAAACACACACACUAGAACUACAAGGUGCCAGAGGAUCCCAGAUACGCAGAAAGAGAGGGAAGAUGAGAGAGAGAGAGGGAGAGGAAGGGAGAGGGAGAGAGAGGGAGAGGGAGGAUGAGAGAGAGAGAGGGAGAGGAAGGGAGAGAGAGAGAAGAGUAGAGCACCUCAGUCGACUGCAGGGAAGACCAUGGGGGCUCUGACGGGGCUUCUCUCUGCGCUAGUCGCUCUACUGUGGACCCUCCCUCCAGGUCAGUCAGUCUGUCUACCAUGUCAAUCUAUUGGAGCUCUUGUUUCUGCUUGGUAAAAGUACUUUUGAGAUCAAGGGGAACUCCUUGCAUCAGGCUUGCUUUCUUUUGGUCUGCAUUCCAGGGUCUUUGGGUGAGGAGGAAUGCAGUGGUUUCAGACACCUGGAGAACGGUAUAACAUUCUUCCGCUACAGGGGGCUGUAUGUGACGUUCACCUGUAACCCUGGCUACAAGAUCCAUGGUUAUAGGACCAACAGCUGUGUGUCUGGACAAUGGUCCAGGGAACCUCCUGUGUGUGUUGGUAAGUGACUUUGAUUCAUUUAUUUCAAGUUACGCUAUUCAAUCUACAUUUUAUGGCCUUCUCCCUUUCUCUCUCUCUCUCCUUCUCCUUGUUUCUCUCUAUCUCCUUCUCAUCCUCUCUCUCUCCUCUCUCUCUCCUUCUCCUUCUCUCUCUCCUUCUCCUCCUUCUCUCUCUCUCCUUCUCCUUCUCUCUCUCUCCUUCUCCUCUCUCUCUCUCCUUCUCCUUGUCUCUCUCUCCUUCUCCUCUCUCUCUCUCCUUCUCCUUCUCUCUCUCUCUCCUUCUCCUUCUCCUCUCUCUCUCCUUCUCCUUCUCUCUCUCUCCUUCUCCUUCUCUCUCUCUCCUUGUCUAUCUUCUCUUUCCAGCUUUUUCUCCUCUAAUCUGUGUUGAAUCUCCUGUUUGUGUAUUCCAGGCUCUGGGUGUCCCAGCCCUGGGGAUCUCACGCAUGGGGUUACAAGUGUGACAGAUGAUGGGUCCUGGGUUCUCUUCAGCUGUGAUGCCGGCUACAGGCUCUAUGGACACUCACUGCUCUACUGCAAGGGCCAGAACUGGAACGGCACCAAGCCUGUCUGCAAGGGUGAGAUAUUUAACUUACUGACUUGGUCCUCUUUGCCCCCUUGGGGUGUCCACCGUGGCCCUCCACCUCACUCUUUUCAGUGUGAGGCCUGAGGGUGAGACUGCUGUAGAUUACUAUCAACAUCGUAUUAUACAGUAGGCUACCCUCCUUCAUGUGGACCAGUUAUAAACAUACCCUGUAAUCUGAUUUUUAACCUGCCUUAAACGAAGGCAUCGAUGGAUGAUGUCUCCUGAUCUUGAUCCUCCUCUCUGACUCUCCCUCCUAGAGUCUGACAUGAUGAGUUCAGGGAAGCAGAAGGAGCCAACGGUCCCGAUGCCCGGGAUCCAGAACCAGAACCUUGACGCUCCGUUCGCUCUGAAGAACCACCUACGGCUUCACUACAAUACCAUCGCUAACACUGCCUCCAAGGAUGCCUUCCUCAAGCCCAACUUGCUGGCCAACGCACCACCCAAAGACCCCCACACCCACCUAAAAGACCCACACUCCAUAGACUUCAGCCCCAAAGCUCACCUUGUGGAGGAGAUUCUGAAAGACACCAGGGGUCUAACAGACAGAGAAGGGGCCCCUGAGAAGCCCACUAGACCACAGGCCUCCACAUCAUCCUCUACUACUACAGAGACCAUUACUUCCACAUCUGGCCUGCCGGUCUCUCCUGCUGAAGGGUAUGGGCACCAAGGGACCUCCAUAGCCCAGGCUGAGCAGGACGAUUCAUUACCCAGGAAGGAGGUGCCGACAGGGGCCACCCAGGUGGAGCCUGGCCAGGGCGUUACGGAGCCAGCAGAUGUGAGCAGCACAGAAACACAGGAGCCUGGUCCUCAGAGACCCACUGAGACGAGCUCCACAAGCUUCAUCAACUCUAGCAACACCACCAGCCACUGGGUCAAUGGAACAGACAUGGAUGGUCAUCACAUCCAGGUGAAGGAGACCGCAUCAUUAUCUCUUGAUGAUGAUGAUGAUGGUGAAACUCUUCAACACAACGUGACCUCUCCGGAUCUGGCAUCAAACGAGUCCUCACAGUACAAUGAAACCGACACAAGUGACCGUCAUCACAGUCAGGCCAAUGAGACAUCAUCAUCACCACUGUCCGGUGAUGAUCGUGAAACGUCCCUACACAAUGGGACUUCAUCAUAUCUGGCUUCAAACAGGUCAGACCAUCAUCUUGUUAAGGGUGCCACAGGCACAGUGGACCUGCUCGGGCCUGUGACCAUAACCAGGCGUCCGGUGUGCCCUUACCCUCCCCUGCCCGCUCAUGGCACCUUCUACUUCCGUACGGUAGACAACCCUGGUCCGCAGGACUACAAACACUACAUCCAGUACGCCUGCUAUGCAGGGCACACACUGGCCCACGGGGAUAUCCACAGCUACUGUCUGCAGGGCGGACGGUGGAGUGGUGUCACACCUGUCUGCUUGGGUAAGUCACUGCACUAUCAUUCCCCAAUGUAUUGCCUCUACAGAUUCUGUAGUACCGAAUGGAAGGCCUACAGAAGGCCCUAGAAGCAUUGUUCACAACCUAUGUUGCCAUGUUCACCUCAUGGGCUGAGUCCUCUGUGUUUGGGAAGGUGAGAAGUAAAGGGUCCCUGUACUUAACCCUGUUAGUUGCUGUGUAGAGAUGAUGUGUGGAGAUGUAUGUGUAGAGAUGUAUGUGUAGAGAUGUAUGUGUAGAGAUGUAUGUGUAGAGAUGUAUGUGUGGAGAUGUAUGUGUGGAGAUGUAUGUGUAGAGAUGUAUGUGUAGAGAUGUAUGUGUGGAGAUGUAUGUGUAGAGAUGUAUGUGUGAGAUGUUGUGUAGAGAUGUAUGUGUGAGAUGAUGUGUAGAGAUGAUGUGUAGAGUAUGUGGAGUGUUGUGAGAUGUGUAUGUGUGAGAUGUAUGUGUGAGAUGUAUGUGUGGAGAUGAUGUGUGGAGAUGUAUGUGUAGGAGUAGGUAGUGUAGAGAUGUUGUUGAGCUGUAUGUGUAGAGUGUAUGUUGAGUCGUAUGUGUAGAGAUGUCUGUGUAGCAGCUGUGUGUAUUGGAUGCAUGUGUGAGAUGAUGUGUGAGUGAUUGUGGAUGUGUGUGGAUGUGUGUGGAUGUGUGUGGUGUUGUGGAGUGUGUGUGAGACUGAUGUGUGAAUGAUGGUGUCAGAUGCUGUGUGUGAGCUGUGUGGAGAUGAUGUGUGGAGAUGAUGGGUGUAGAUGAUGGGUGUAGAUGAUGGGUGUAGAUGUAUGUGGAGAUGAUGUGUGGAGAUGUAUGUGGAGAUGAUGUGUGGAGAUGAUGUGUGUUAGGAGAGAAACAGGUAACGAAGGGAGACGUGUGCAGCUUUCUCUGUUUUCUACAUUAUUACCUCAGUGACAUCAGAAGAUCUGUUACACGCGUUAUCUCUCAGUAACUGACUAACUGAGUGACUGACUGGCAGACUGAGUGGAAUCACCAGGAAGUCAGUGCUGUGCUUGGUAGACUCUGGCAGCCGGUCCCAAUUCACUUAUUUCCCCUUCCCUUCUCCUUGGAACUAACCCUUUGAUGGGUAGGGAGUGAAUUGGGACCAGCUGUGGUUGUUGGAAGACAGUCCUAUUUUAAAUUGAUGGGGCUCAGUGAAGGUAUAGUCAUAAUUCAUAGGUGGCCAACCCUACUCCUGGAGAGCUACCCUCCUGCAGGGUCUUUAUUCCAGCCCUACUAUAACACACAAAGCCUGCACACCUGUUAUAGUACUAUACAGAAUCACCUUCAUUCACCAAGCGCAUUUUACAUGUACCAAAAAUUUGACCUGGUGAAAUGGUAUCAGACAAUAAACAGAAUAUACAGACAGGAUAUACAGACAGGAUAUACAGACAGGAUAUACAGACAGGAUAUACAGACAGGAUAUACAGACAGGAUAUCCAAUACAGACAUGAGCCACUGACUCCUCCAUCUCUGGCCUCUAACCCUAGAGGUGACCCCCUGCUCCCUGAACAACGGAGGCUGUUCCCAGCUGUGUAGUGUGAACCAGGAACAGGCUCAGUGUCACUGCAGACCAGGCUUCACCCUGCUAGAGGACCACCGUACCUGUAGAGGUCAGUAAAACAAUCAAUCAAUCAAUCAAGGUGAGAGACGAAGUGACUCGGUUUGAACCCAGGGUCUCCUGUGCGCCCCAAGACAGUGUUCACCCACUGAGAUAAAGCCGUAGCAAGUAACGCAAGUCCUCAAGGGACAUGUUUCACUGAAACAACUGGUACAAGAGCUACUACACAUUCACCAAGCUUUGUGGUAGAAAUAGGUAUUUCACUUUAUGAGCCCAAAACCACUAGUCAGUGUUGUGUUUGUGCUCCUUGUUGGGGUGAGAGGUCAAAUGUCUUGUUUGUGUUGCCUUGACUACCCAAGAUGUCUUCCUCCACAGUGUCCGACUAGCCAAGAUGUCUUCCUCCACAGCCUCUGACUAACCAAGAUGUCUUCCUCCACAGCCUCUGACUAACCAAGAUGUCUUCCUCCACAGCCUCUGACUAACCAAGAUGUCUUCCUCCACAGCCUCUGACUAACCAAGAGGUCUUCCUCCACAGCCUCUGACUAACCAAGAUGUCUUCCUCCACAGCCUCUGACUAACCAAGAUGUCUUCCUCCACAGCCUCUGACUAACCAAGAUGUCUUCCUCCACAGUCUCUGACUAACCAAGAUGUCUUCCUCCACAGCCUCUGACUAACCAAGAUGUCUUCCUCCACAGCCUCUGACUAACCAAGAUGUCUUCCUCCACAGCCUCUGACUAACCAAGAUGUCUUCCUCCACAGCCUCUGACUAACCAAGAUGUCUUCCUCCACAGCCUCUGACUAGCCAAGAUGUCUUCCUCCAUAACCUCUGUAUAAAGAACAGCUGUAGUGUCUAAAACAACAGGGUCUGCGAUGUGAUCAUGAUGCCCUCUAAAUUCAAUGAUGUUUUUACAGCCUGAGAAGCUCCCAUUUAGAGCUUGACAUUCUUGACCCAUAACAUCUUUAACACUCUGAUCACACGGCAGCACUGCAGAGGGACCAAGCUACAGCGUGGGGAAAGACCAUGUUAAUAUGUUUCAUGAGCUCUAUUCCACGGUUCACCUACAAAGUAGUCUCUUGUGACAGCUGGACAUUUGGUUCUGGGUGUCCAGUAAAUAACCUGGGUCAAAUGAUCUACCUUAAAAAGCUUGAAAUUGGCUUCUGUUAAAAAGUGUUUCUCUGUUGAGAAAUACUUUCUCACAAUUUCUAUUUUCCCUCAACAGGUUAUAUACACGCUGGCAGUAACCCAUCAUUUGAGUCUCAGAAUAAAGUACUACUAUUAUUCACUGUCUAUAGACAGGUGGUUGAAUAAACAGGUGGUUUUCUCCUGUAGUCAGACCUGACUAUCAUAAUAUCAAUACAUGCUAUAAUCAGUCUGACUCAGACAGGCAUACCAUACCAUACCAUACCAUACCAUACCAUACCAUACCAUACCAUACCAUACCAUACCAUACCAUACCAUACCAUACCAUACCAUACCAUACCAUACCAUACCAUACCAUAGCAUACCAGACCAGACCAUACCAUACCAGACCAGACCAGACCAUACCAUCCCAUACCAGACCAUACCAUACCAGACCAGACCAGACCAUACCAUACCAGACCAGACCAGACCAGACCAGACCAGACCAGACCAGACCAGACCAUACCAUACCAUACCAUACCACACCACACCACACCACACCACACCAGACCAGACCAGACCAUUCCACAGAGAUAAAUAUUAAUUUACACAUUCCAAUAUUACAGCAGUGGUGUAAACACACACAUCUAUACACACAGCUACACACACAGCUACACACACAGCUACACACACAGCUACACACACAUCUAUACACACAGCUACACACACAGCUACACACACAUCUAUACACACAGCUACACACACAGCUACACACACAUCUAUACACACAGGUACACACACAGCUACACACACAUCUAUACACACAGCUACACACACAGCUACACACACAUCUAUACACACAGCUACACACACAGCUACACACACAGCUACACACACAGCUACACACACAUCUACACACACAGCUACACACACACAUCUACACACACAUCUACACACACAUCUAUACACACAGCUACACACACAUCUAUACACACAGCUACACACACAGCUACACACACAGCUACACACACAUCUAUACACACAGCUACACACACAUCUACACACACAUCGAUACACACAGCUACACACACAUCUAUACACACAGCUACACACACAGCUACACACACAUCUAUACACACAUCUACACACACAGCUAUACACACAUCUACACACACAUCUACACACACAUCUAUACACACAGCUACACACACAGCUACAGUUGAAGUCGGAAGUUUACAUACACUUACGUUGGAGUCAUUAAAACUCGUUUUUCAACCACUCCACACAUUUCUUGUUAACAAACUAUAGUUUUGGCAAGUCGGUCAUUUUUCCAACAAUUGUUUACAGACAGAUUAUUUCACUUAUAAUUCACUGUAUCACAAUUCCAGUGGGUCAGAAGUUUACAUACACUGUGCCUUUCAACAGCUUGGAAAAUUCCAGAAAAUGAUGUCAUGGCUUUAGAAGCUUCUGAUAGGCUAAUUGACAUCAUUUGAGUCAAUUGGAGGUGUACCUGUGGAUAUAUUUCAAGGCCUACCUUCAAACUCAGUGCCUCUUUGCUUGCCAUCUGUCACGAUCGUCACAUGAUGAAGCAGACCAAGGCGCAGCGUGAUAGGCAUACAUACUUUAUUAGUGUACACACACGGACCAAAACAAUAAACAAACGAUACGUGAAGUCCUGGGUUAAUAACACAAACCUUAACGGAACAAGAUCCCACAAUAAACAUGUGCCAACAGGCUGCCUAAGUAUGGUCCCCAAUCAGAGACAACAAGCUACAGUUGCCUCUGAUUGGGAACCACCCUGGCCAACAUAGAUAUACACAAACUAGAACACAAACCUAGAAAACUAAACAAUGAAACCUACACACCCUGGCUCAACAUAUAAUAGUCCCCAGAGCCAGGGCGUGACAACAUCAUGGAAAAUCAAAAGAAAUCAGCCAAGACCUCAGAAAUAAAAUUGUAGACCUCCACAAGUCUGGUUCAUCCUUGGGAGCAAUUUCCAAACGUCUGAAGGUACCACGUUCAUCUGUACAAACAAUAGUGCGCAAGUAUAAACACCAUGGGACCACGCAGCCGUCAUACCGCUCAGGAAGGAGACACGUUCUGUCUCCUAGAGAUUAACGUACUUUGGUGCGAAAAGUGCAAAUCAAUCCCAGAACAACAGCAAAGGACCUUGUGAAGAUGCUGAAGGAAACAGGUACAAAAGUAUCUAUAUCCACAGUAAAACGAGUCCUAUCUCGACAUAACCUGAAAGGCCGCUCAGCAAGGAAGAAGCCACUGCUCCAAAACCGCCAUAAAAAAGCCAGACUAUGGUUUGCAACUGCACAUGCGGACAAAGAUCGUACUUUUUGGAGAAAUGUCCUCUGGUCUGAUUAAACAAAAAUAUAACUAUUUGGCUAUAAUGACCAUCGUUAUGUUUGGAGGAAAAAGGGGGGACUUGCAAGCCGAAGAACACCAUCCCAACGUGAAGCACGGGGGUGGCAGCAUCAUGCUGUGGGGGUGCUUUGCUGCAGGAGGGACUAGUGCACUUCACAAAAUAGAUGGCAUCAUGAGGAAGGAAAAUUGUGGAUAUACUGAAGCAACAUCUCAAGACAUCAGUCAGGAAGUUAAAACUUGGUCGCAAAUGGGUCUUCCAAAUGGACAAUUACCCCAAGCAUACUUCCAAAGUUGUGGCAAAAUGGCUUAAGGACAACAAAGUCAAGGUAUUGGAGUGGUCAUCACAAAGCCCUGACCUCAAUCCUAUAGAACAUUUGUGGGCAGAACUGAAAAAGCAUGUGCGAGCAAGGAGGCCUACAAACCUGCCUCAGUUUUACUAGCUCUGUUAGGAGGAAUGGGCCAAAAUUCACCCAACUUAUUGUGGGAAGCUUGUGGAAGGCUACCCGAAACGUUUGACCCAAGUUAAACAAUUUAAAGGCAAUGCUACCAAAUACUAAUUGAGUGUAUGUAAACUUCUGACCCAUUGGGAAUGUGAUGAAAGAAAUAAAAGCUGAAAUAAAUAAUUCUCUCUACUAUUAUUCUGACAUUUCACAUUCUUAAAAUAAAGUGGUGAUCCUAACUGACCUAAGACAGGGAAUUUUUACUAGGAUUAAAUGUCAGGAAUUGUGAAGAACUGAGUUUAAAUGUAUUUGGCUAAGGUGUAUGUAAACUUCCGACUUCAACUGUACACACACAUCUACGCACACAGCUACACACAAAGCUAUACACACAUCUACGCACACAGCUACACGUGCUCUCCUGGGUAAGAUCAGGAGCUCAACUAGCAGGUACAGUAGUUGAUAUAUCUCCCUGAGUCGUUUUCCACACACUGCAGCUUCCUCUAUAAAUCAGAUGUUUUUCUCUGAGUCUGUAUUUCAUGUAUUCGAACAGGGCCAGACCGCUGAGGCCAGGGCUGCAGAUCACAUCAGUGGAACAGAACAGGUGGAUGUUAGCUAAUACACACUGUUGUUGUAACAUAAGACUGAACACUGACACGAUCAAAACAGCAUCACACAUCGCCUUUGUCAGACAUGAAAGCCAACGGUGCAUGGGUGGUCUCCAUGGCAAUGAGGUGUGCCAGAGCGAGAGAACAUUAGAGAGAGACAGAGAGAAACAAAGAGAGAGAGAGAGAGAGAGAGAGCUGCUAUACUCUUUCAUCUCAGGGCCUUUGUGACAUCAGCAUCAGACAGGCCACUUUCCUAAUUGUGUGUGUGUACGCACGUGUUUUUAAACAAUACCUGUGUGUGUCCUCGGUGCAGAUGUGGAUGAGUGUGUGGAGGGCCAGCCGCAGCAGCGCUGCCAGCAGACCUGCGUCAACACCUUCGGCUCGUUCCGCUGCUCUUGCCCCAACGGACACAUCCUGGCCGGGGACGGAAGGGUCUGUGUGGCUGAGUGUCCAGCAGGGUACAGGAAACAACCCUCAACCCCAAAACCUGGAGGAAACUCGUCCAGAAAGGCGUGUGUGGGUAGGAGACACUGGGGAUGCAUUAGGUUCAGUAGAAAUGAAGAGAGAAUGCCGCAACCUUUAGUGAGACUAGUGGAAUAUCUCUCUCUUAAUUACCCUCGUGGAAAUCUAAUUAGCAUAAUCCAAAAAUCCCUGUAAAAAUAUGUCAAUUUAAACGAGAUAUCUCAAUCCACCGCAUCAGCCGAUGUCGCACUUCCGCAUCUGCGGUGAAAGAGCUAGAGCAGUGUUGGUCAGACCAUGAGACAUCCCGAAAAUCGGUCUCUCACAAUAUAGUCUGUAAUGGAAGGAUGAGACUCUCACGAACAUGAUGGUGUCCUCCCUUUUGCUCUAUGACCGCCACAAGCGUCUUGGGACUCGUCUUAAGUCGGUACAGCCGAUCAGCCAACUUCUGUCUGUAGCAUCCUAACGGUUUGGGCAACACACUAAUAUGACCCCUCUGUGGAAAGGUGAGACUCUCACGAACAUGUACAUUGCUCUAAGUACAUUGCUCUAGGAUGCCCACAGGCCUCACAAGACUCGUCUGAAGGGUCCCCGGUACCAGUUGAAAAAAAGGAAUGGAAGUAUAUAUGGAGACUGUUCAGUGCCAAAAAUAAGGGGUUAAAUACAUGUUUAAAAGAACUACAAAAAACAAGUCAAAUAACAAAUGUUUCCCGAACCUACUUAUAUCGCUCAGAUAUAGGGCAGACACUUCAGAACAAACUAACUUUAUAUCGCUCAGAUAUAGGGCAGACACUUCAGAACAAACUAACUUUAUAUCGCUCAGAUAUAGGGCAGACACUUCAGAACAAACUAACUUUAUAUCGCUCAGAUAUAGGGCAGACACUUCAGAACAAACUCACUUUAUAUCGCUCAGAUAUAGGGCAGACACUUCAGAACAAACUAACUUUAUAUCGCUCAGAUAUAGGGCAGACACUUCAGAACAAACUAACUUUAUAUCGCUCAGAUAUAGGGCAGACACUUCAGAACAAACUAACUUUAUAUCGCUCAGAUAUAGGGCAGACACUUCAGAACAAACUAACUUUAUAUCACUCAGAUAUAGGGCAGACACUUCAGAACAAACUAACUUUAUAUCGCUCAGAUAUAGGGCAGACACUUCAGAACAAACUAACUUUAUAUCGCUCAGAUAUAGGGCAGACACUUCAGAACAAACUAACUUUAUAUCGCUCAGAUAUAGGGCAGACACUUCAGAACAAACUAACUUUAUAUCGCUCAGAUAUAGGGCAGACACUUCAGAACAAACUAACUUUAUAUCGCUCAGAUAUAGGGCAGACACUUCAGAACAAACUAACUUUAUAUCGCUCAGAUAUAGGGCAGACACUUCAGAACAAACUAACUUUAUAUCGCUCAGAUAUAGGGCAGACACUUCAGAACAAACUAACUAUCUGUUUUUCCAUUUAGUGAAUCUGUUAUUCAAUGCGUUUGUAUGAGCUAAUUGUAGUAAGGCCAAAUUAAAAUGUAAUUUUUUUAUAUAUAUCUUUGGUACUUCAAGGAGUCUUAAAAUUCAAACUCACAAAUAGCUAAAGGAUCCUUGGUAUGACCUUCUUAAAACAAUUCCUCCCUCCGGCUUAGUCUGUAGAGGGUCUCUUUACCCACAUGAACUAUUCUCUCCUACAUGAAACAAUGUGUAUGGCAAUUAGGUGGUCUUCAACUUCUGGAAUGACACUGAUCCUUUACAGACAUCAAUGAAUGUGAGGAGCCAGAGGUCGGUGUAUCUGCACACAGGUGUCAGUGGAAGUGUGUCAACCUGCCUGGCUCCCACCGCUGUAUCUGCCCCAGAGGUUACAAACUGUACUCAGACGGACACCACUGCAGAGGUGAGAGGAACACGCCCACUAAUGCACACACAUCCAUACACACACACAAACACACACACACACACACACAGCAGACAUAAAUAGAUCAAACUGAAGUCUUUGACAAAUCUACGAUCACAAUCACUUCCAAUGAUAUCUUUCUGACCAGCCCUUGCCCUCUGUUUUAUCAACAGAUAUCAAUGAAUGUAGCCGUAAGAAUGGUGGCUGCUCUCACCUCUGCCGGAACCAUAAAGGAAGUUACCAGUGUUUCUGUCCUGCCUCUCAGCGCCUCUCCCCCUACAGUAGGAAGAAGUGUCAGCCAAGGAAAGAAAUGCAGAGUAAUGUGUAG